This is a messenger RNA of Silurus meridionalis, 3539 nucleotides long. It is a transcript of the gene clcn4, whose product is annotated as chloride channel, voltage-sensitive 4. The record is from RefSeq and is a predicted model, not a curated record. The coding region runs from base 200 to 2506 and encodes 768 amino acids. Gene Ontology annotation, biological process: chloride transport; transmembrane transport. Gene Ontology annotation, molecular function: voltage-gated chloride channel activity. Gene Ontology annotation, cellular component: Golgi apparatus; synaptic vesicle; membrane. The transcript is spliced from 12 exons. NCBI's taxonomy places the organism in Eukaryota, Metazoa, Chordata, Actinopteri, Siluriformes, Siluridae.
CAGCAAGGGAUUGCUGAUUUGAGACGCACCCAGUUGCAUGCUGGGAAAGUGACGGCUAUUUUAUUUACUAGCUCGCUGUAAAUUAUUAUAUGGCAGCCAUAAAGUGGCGUUUAAAACAGUUAUCACUUUUUUAAAUAAUGGUUUCGCUACACAGACAGAUAUAAGUGACCUGAUAUAUUCGGUUAUUUCAUAUUAAAGAAUGGCGGAGGCAGAAGUGAUCAGCAAUGCCACCCCUUCAGAGGAGAUGAAUGGGGCUGGGAACCUGAUGGACUUCCUAGAUGAGCCCAUUCCAGAUGUGGGCACAUAUGAGGAUUUCCACACCAUUGACUGGCUCAGGGAGAAAUCCAGAGACACUGACCGCCACAGGAAGAUCCGCAAAAGGAGGAAGGAGUCGAUCUGGGAAUUUGUAAAGAGCUUACUUGAUGCUUGGUCAGGAUGGGUGGUCAUGUUGCUUAUUGGACUGCUAUCAGGCACUUUGGCAGGAGUGAUAGACCUGGCUGUGGACUGGAUGACGGACCUAAAGGAGGGGGUUUGUCUGUCUGCAUUCUGGUACAGCCAUGAGCAGUGCUGCUGGACGUCAAAUGAGACUACAUUUGCAGACAGGGACAAAUGUCCUCAGUGGCAGAAAUGGGCAGAACUGAUGACAGGACACUCUGCGGGUGCUGGUGCCUACGUGUUAAAUUACUUCUUGUAUGUGCUGUGGGCGCUGUUCUUCUCCUUUCUGGCUGUUUCUCUGGUACGAGUGUUUGCUCCGUAUGCCUGUGGAUCAGGAAUACCAGAGAUAAAGACAAUCUUGAGUGGGUUUAUAAUUCGAGGUUACCUUGGGAAGUGGACCCUGCUGAUUAAGACGGUUACACUGGUGCUGGCCGUGUCGUCUGGCCUAAGCCUGGGAAAAGAAGGACCACUAGUGCAUGUAGCCUGCUGCUGUGGAAACCUCUUUUGCAGCCUUUUCUCUAAAUACAGCAAGAAUGAAGGCAAACGUAGAGAGGUUUUAUCAGCUGCUGCAGCUGCUGGAGUGUCUGUGGCAUUUGGUGCUCCAAUAGGUGGAGUGCUUUUCAGCUUAGAGGAGGUGAGCUAUUACUUCCCCCUUAAGACUCUGUGGCGCUCGUUUUUCGCUGCGCUGGUUGCUGCCUUCACUCUGCGCUCUAUCAACCCAUUUGGCAACAACCGCCUGGUGCUAUUUUAUGUGGAAUAUCACACACCAUGGUACAUGGCUGAGCUAGUUCCCUUCAUUCUGCUUGGGGUAUUUGGGGGCCUCUGGGGCACCCUGUUUAUUCGAGGCAACAUCGCCUGGUGCCGUCGCAGGAAGACCACUCGCCUCGGCAAGUACCCUGUCCUGGAAGUAAUCGUGGUGACAGGCAUUACAGCCAUCUUGGCUUUCCCCAACCCAUACACACGCCGCAGCACAAGUGAGCUCAUCUCUGAGUUAUUUAAUGACUGUGGUGCUUUUGAGUCCUCCCAACUCUGCGAUUACAUCAAUAACCCUAACAUGAGCCGUCCAGAGGAUGAUAUACCAGACAGACCAGCUGGACCAGGGGUCUACAAUGCACUCUGGCAAUUAGCACUUGCACUGAUCUUUAAAAUAGUCAUCACCAUCUUUACAUUUGGCAUGAAGAUCCCAUCAGGUUUGUUCAUACCCAGUAUGGCAGUUGGAGCUAUUGCAGGAAGGAUAGUGGGCAUUGCUGUGGAGCAGAUGGCCUACCACCACCAUGAAUGGAUCAUCUUUAAGAACUGGUGUCGUCCGGGUGCAGACUGUGUCACUCCUGGCCUCUACGCCAUGGUGGGGGCUGCAGCAUGUCUCGGUGGAGUCACUCGGAUGACUGUGUCCCUGGUUGUCAUUAUGUUUGAGCUGACUGGUGGGUUAGAGUACAUUGUGCCGCUAAUGGCUGCCGCUGUUACAAGUAAGUGGGUGGCGGAUGCGUUUGGUAAAGAGGGAAUUUAUGAGGCACACAUUCGUUUGAACGGCUACCCAUACCUGGAUCAGGACGAGUUCACCCACCGCACACUGGCCACUGAUGUGAUGCGACCACGCAGGAACGAGCCACAGCUCUCAGUUCUCACGCAGGACUCCACCACAGUGGAGGAUGUAGAGAUGCUCAUCAAAGAGACGGACUACAACGGCUUCCCUGUGGUUGUCUCACGAGAGUCUGAGAGACUCAUCGGUUUUGUGCAGCGCAGGGAUCUGACCCUGGCUAUUAAGACUGCACGUCAGAAGCAGGAUGGAGUGGUAAGUAACUCAGUGGUAUACUUCACCGAGGAUGCACCCCAGCUGCCAGCCUCAAACCCUCAGCCCCUGAAGCUAAGGCGCAUCCUCAAUCUUAGCCCCUUUACGGUCACUGACCACACACCUAUGGAGACCGUGGUGGACAUCUUUCGCAAACUUGGCCUUCGCCAGUGCCUUGUCACUCGCAGUGGACGAUUACUCGGGAUCAUCACCAAGAAAGACGUGCUACGACACAUGGCCCAAAUGAUGAACCAGGACCCUGGAUCGAUCAUGUUCAACUAGACUACUCCAUCUCUGACCUUUCACAUUGUCAGGCCAGUGACCUCAUGAACCAUUCAGAUUGUAAAUAGUGCAACACUAUUAUAACUUCAAGUAUUUAAACGUGUAGAAGUGUAAUACCAAACCCUUAUGUGUUUUCGGCCAAAAAAGAUCAUAAUCUUAAAUGAAAACUUGGAAUGCUAUGCAUGGCAACAUUUAGAGGCAAUCGGGUAACAGAAGAUACAGUCACUUAUGUUCUUAACUAAAUGCAUUCUAUAUUAGUACCUUGGUAAUCAGUGGUUCCUCUUUAAAAUACUCAAAAAUAAUAUAAAGUGAUAUCAGGAGACUGUAAACUUUGGUUAGGAUUCUGGAACUUUACAUUGCCUAAUUGCCUCAAGUUGCUGUGCAUCAGGUGCAAAAAGAUCAAGUGUUUUAAACCACUGUAACUUGUGUUUAUCCAACUGCUGCUGCCAUACAACAAUUUUUUUUAUUCAUUUAAACCAUUAGUCUUUGCUAGUGUCAUUUAUAAAAUAUUCUCUAUUAUAAGGGAUAUAACUAAACUGGUACAGAUCGAUGCAAUUGACAUUUAAGUAGUUUUGUUUUUUUUCCACUCAGAACAAAUCAAUUCACAAUGAAGGUACUUUUAUCACACGCUUUAAUUACAGAAUUACAUUUGAUUUAUUUGGGUGGUAUUUGAGGUUUUGUGUCUGCAUUUUUGCACCACAGAACACAGUAGCUUGUCAGGAUAUGGCAGAUUUGCCUUAGAUAUCAGGGUGAUGUACCACAUUUUGCUUAUAUUUAUUAUUUACAUGUAAAUAUUUAUUUAGGAACAAAAUGAUUAGAUGAUAAUAUGUUGUGUUACAUUCUUUUCUUGUGAUCGUGGCAAGUUAGUAUUUUUUUAUGUGCACUUUAAGCAUUUGCUCAGUACUAAAUUACCAAAUGGCAGAGUUGUCUUAAGUGAUGCAACCCUAAUAAAACCUCUAAUGAAAUAAUAAUUUAAAAAAGAAAACAGGAAUCUGCUCAAUUUCAGUUUAUGUUUAUUAAAUCAUUUAAUGAG